Helianthus annuus (common sunflower) is the source of this 1074-nucleotide messenger RNA. RefSeq lists its product as uncharacterized. The coding region runs from base 1 to 1074 and encodes 357 amino acids. Lineage: Eukaryota; Viridiplantae; Streptophyta; Magnoliopsida; Asterales; Asteraceae. The record is from RefSeq and is a predicted model, not a curated record. The transcript has a single exon.
AUGUGGAAUGAGAAACUGGUUAGUGUGUUAAUUGAAUUUGAGUUUGUACAAAGUAAAUGUGAUACUUCUCUGUUCAUAAAGAAUGUGAAUAAUGUGUUUGUUGUUUUAUUAGUAUAUGUUGAUGACAUUGUUGUUACUGGAAACUCCUUGUCUGAAAUUGAGAAAGUUAAACAAAGGUUAAAAACAAAGUUUUUAAUUAAAGAUCUUGGUGUGUUACAAUAUUUUCUAGGCAUAGAGGUUUUGUCAUGUGCUGAUGGUAUAUGCUUGUCACAAAGAAAAUACUGCACUGACUUGUUGACUGAGUAUGGGAUGUUAGGGUGUAAACCUGUUAGUGUUCCCAUAGAACAAAGUCAUGUGGUCAAUAAUAUGCUAAAUAGUAAUUCUGGUCCUUUACAAAAUGUAACUGGUUAUCAACAACUAAUUAGAAAACUAAUCUACUUGUCUCACACUAGGCCUGAUAUAGCCUAUGCUGUGCAUGUUUUAAGUCAAUAUAUGCACAGUCCUACUAGUGGUCAUUUAAAACUUGCAUUUAACUUGCUGAGGUAUUUAAAAUCUGCACCUGGUCAAGGAUUGUUGUUUACCAAAAGUGAUAGUUUUGAAAUAAAGGCAUUUGUAGAUUCAGAUUGGGCAAAAUGUCUGACUAGUAGGAAAUCUGUGACUGGUUAUUGUGUUUUUUUAGGAAAUUGUUUGGUUUCUUGGAAAAGCAAGAAACAGUCUACGGUGUCUAGAUCUUCAGCCGAAGCUGGAUAUAGAUCUAUGUGUGCAGCAGGCUGUGAAAUAGUAUGGAUUAAAAACUUACUAAGUGAGUUACAAGUAGAUGUUACAGUUCCUAUUAGUUUGUUUUGUGAUAAUAAAGCUGCAAUAUCGAUUGCAGCUAAUCCAGUUUUUCACGAUAGGACCAAACAUUUUGAGAUUGAUUUGUUUUUCUUAAGAGACUUAAUUUCAAAAGGUGUUUUAAAAUGUGUUGGUGUGAAGUCUGAGAAUCAAGUUGCCGACUUGUUCACGAAAGGAGUAUUGGUCAAAAUACAUAAUAUGUUAUGCAAGGAAUUAAAACUUUUUGAUGUCUUUAAAUAA